Messenger RNA from Closterium sp. Naga37s-1, 4941 nucleotides. The record is from the annotation of a GenBank genome assembly. Lineage: Eukaryota; Viridiplantae; Streptophyta; Zygnematophyceae; Desmidiales; Closteriaceae.
AUGGGAAACGUCCUAGCUAGCCCUAUUCCCCUUCUUUCAAACACCCCGCCCCAUUAUCCCGCUUUCCAUCACCCAGCCCCAUUCUCCCUCUUUCCAUCACCCAGCCCCAUUCUCCCUCUUCCCAUCACGCAGCCCCAUUCUCCCUCUUUCCAUCACCCCGCCCCAUUCUCCCUCUUUCCAUCACCCAGCCCCAUUCUCCCGCUUUCCAUCACCCCGCCCCAUUCUCCCGCUUUCCAUCGACCUGCCCUAUUCUCCCGCUUUCUAUCGCCCCGCCCCAUUCUCCCUCUUUCCAUCACCCCGCCCCAUUCUCACGCUUUCCAUCACCCCGCCCCAUUCUCCCUCUUUCCAUCACCCCGCCCCAUUCUCCCUCUUUCAAUCACCCUUCCCCAAUCACCCACUUUCCAUCACCCCGCCCUAUUCUCCCUCUUUCCAUCACCCCGCCCCAUUCUCCCUCUUUCCAUCACCCAGCCACAUUCUCCCUCUUUCCAUCACCCUGCCCCAUUCUCCCUCUUUCCAUCACCCCGCCCCGUUCUCCCGCUUUCCAUCACCGCGCCCCAUUCUCCCUCUUUCCAUCACCCCGCCCCAUUCUCCCGCUUUCCAUCAUCCCGCCCCAUUCUCCCUCUUUCCAUCACCCCGCCCCAUUCUCCCUCUUUCAAUCACCCCGCCCCAUUCCCCCUCUUUCCAUCACCCCGCCCUAUUCUCCCUCUUUCCAUCACCCCGCCCCAUUCUCCCUCUUUCCAUCACCCAGCAACAUUCUCCCUCUUUCCAUCACCCUGCCCCAUUCUCCCUCUUUCCAUCACCCCGCCCCGUUCUCCCGCUUUCCGUCACUGCGCCCCAUUCUCCCUCUUUCCAUCAACCGGCCCCAUUCUCCUGCUUUCCAUCAUCCCGCCCCAUUCUCCCUCUUUCCAUCACCCCGCCCCAUUCUCCCUCUUUCCAUCACCCAACCCCAUUCUCCCUCUUUCCAUCACCCCGCCCCAUUCCCCCGCUUUCCAACACCCCGCCCCAUUCUCCCACUUUCCAUCACUCCGCCACAUUCUCCCUCUUUCCAUCACCCCGCCCCAUUCUCUCGCUUUCCAUCACCCAGCUUUAUUCUCCCGCUUUCCAUCACCCCGCCCCAUUCUCCCUCUUUCCAUCACCCCGCCCCAUUCUCCCUCUUUCCAUCACCCCGCCCCAUUCUCCCGCUUUCCAUCACCCCGCCCCAUUCUCCCGCUUUCCAUCACACAACCCCAUUCUCCCGCUUUCCAUCACCCUGCCCCAUUCUCCCUCUUUCCAUCACCCCGCCCAUUUCUCCCGCUUUCCAUCACCCCGCCCCAUUCUCCCUCUUUCCAUCACCCCGCCCCAUUCUCCCGCUUUCCAUCACCACGCCCCAUUCUCUCGCUUUCCAUCACCCCGGCCCAUUCUCCCGCUUUCCAUCACCACGCCCCAUUCUCCUGCUUCCCAUCACCCCGCCCCAUUCUCCCUGUUUCCCUCACCCAGCCCAUUUCUCCCUCUUUCCAUCACCCAGCCCAUUUCUCCCAUCACCCCGCCCCAUUCUCCCUCUUUCCAUCACCCCGCCCCAUUCUCCCUCUUUCCAUCACCCCGCCCCAUUCUCCCGCUUUCCAUCGCCGCGCCCCAUUCUUCCGCUUUCCAUCGCCCCGCCUCAUUCUUCGUCUUUCUAUCGCCCCGCCCCAUUCUCCCGCUUUCCAUCACCCCGCCCCAUUCUCCCGCUUUCCAUCAACGUGCCCCAUUCUCCCUCUUUCCAUCACCCCGCCCCAUUCUCCCUCUUUCCAUCACCCCGCCCCAUUCUCCCGCUUUCCAUCACCCUGCCCCAUUCUCCCGCUUUCCAUCACCCCUGCCCAUUCUCCCGCUUUCCAUCACCCUGCCCCAUUCUCCCGCUUCCCAUCACCCCGCCCCAUUCUCCCUCUUUCCCUUACCCAGCCCAUUUCUCCCUCUUUCCAUCACCCAGCCCAUUUGCCCCUCUUUCCAUCACCCCGCCCCAUUCUCCCUCUUUCCAUCACCCCGCCCCAUUCUCCCUCUUUCCAUCACCCCGCCCCAUUCUCCCGCUUUCCAUCGCCCCGCCCCAUUCUUCCGCUUUCCAUCGCCCCGCCUCAUUCUUCCUCUUUCCAUCGCCCCGCCCCAUUCUCCCUCUUUCCAUCACCCUGCCCCAUUCUCCCUCUUUCCAUCACCCCGCCCCAUUCUCUUGCUUUCCGUCACCCCGCCCCAUUCUCCCUCUUUCCAUCACCCAGCCCCAUUCCCCUUCUUUCAAACACCCCGCCCCAUUAUCCCGCUUUCCAUCACCCAGCCCCAUUCUCCCUCUUUCCAUCACCCAGCCCCAUUCUCCCUCUUCCCAUCACGCAGCCCCAUUCUCCCUCUUUCCAUCACCCCGCCCCAUUCUCCCUCUUUCCAUCACCCAGCCCCAUUCUCCCGCUUUCCAUCACCCCGCCCCAUUCUCCCGCUUUCCAUCGACCCGCCCUAUUCUCCCGCUUUCUAUCGCCCCGCCCCAUUCUCCCUCUUUCCAUCACCCCGCCCCAUUCUCACGCUUUCCAUCACCCCGCCCCAUUCUCCCUCUUUCCAUCACCCCGCCCCAUUCUCCCUCUUUCAAUCACCCUGCCCCAAUCACCCACUUUCCAUCACCCCGCCCUAUUCUCCCUCUUUCCAUCACCCCGCCCCAUUCUCCCUCUUUCCAUCACCCAGCCACAUUCUCCCUCUUUCCAUCACCCUGCCCCAUUCUCCCUCUUUCCAUCACCCCGCCCCGUUCUCCCGCUUUCCAUCACCGCGCCCCAUUCUCCCUCUUUCCAUCACCCCGCCCCAUUCUCCCGCUUUCCAUCAUCCCGCCCCAUUCUCCCUCUUUCCAUCACCCCGCCCCAUUCUCCCUCUUUCAAUCAUCCCGCCCCAUUCCCCCUCUUUCCAUCACCCUGCCCCGUACUCCCGCUUUCCAUCACCCCGCCCCAUUCUCCCGUUUUGCAUCACCCCACCCCAUUCUCCCGCUUUCCAUCACCCCGCCCCAUUCUCCCGCUUUCCAUCAACCCGCCCCAUUCUCCCUCUUUCCAUCACCCCGCCCCAUUCUCUCUCUUUCCAUCACCCCGCCCCAUUCUCCCUCUUUCCAUCACCCCGCCCCAUUCUCCCGCUUUCCAUCUCCCGCCCCAUUCUCCCGCUUUCCAUCUCCCCGCCCCAUUCUCCCGCUUUCCAUCACCCCGCCCCACUCUCCCGCUUUCCAUCACCCCGCCCCAUUCUCCCGCUUUCCAUCACCCCGCCCCGUUCUCCCGCUUUCCAUCACCCUGCCCCGUUCUCCCGCUUUCCAUCACCCUGCCCCAUUCUCCCUCUUUCCAUCACCCCGCCCCAUUCUCCUGCUUUUCGUCGCCACGCCCCAUUCUCCUGCAUUCCAUCGCCACGCCCUAUUCUCCUGCUUUCCAUCGACCCGCCCCAUUCUCCCUCUUUCCAUCGCCCAGCCCCAUUCUCCCUCUUUCCAUCACCUCGCCCCGUUCUCCCUCUUUCCAUUACCCCGCCCCGUUCUCCCGCUUUCCAUCACCCCGCCCCAUUCUCCCGCUUUCCAUCACCCCACCCCAUUCUCCCUCUUUCCAUCACUUCGCCCCAUUCUCCCUCUUUCCAUCACCCCGCCCCAUUCUCCCUCUUUCCAUCACCCAGCCCCAUUCUCCUGCUUUCCAUCACCCCGCCCCGUUCUCCCUCUUUCCAUUACCCCGCCCCGUUCUCCCGCUUUCCAUCGCUCCGCCCCAUUCUUCCGCUUUCCAUCACCCCGCCCCAUUCUCCCUCUUUCCAUCACCCCACCCCAUUCUCCCUCUUUCCAUCACUCCGCUCCAUUCUCCCGCUUUCCAUCACCCCGCCUCAUUCUCCCUCUUUCCAUCACCCCGCCCCAUUCUCCCGCUUUCCAUUGCCCCGCCCCGUUUUCCCGCUUUCCAUCACCCUGCCCCAUUCUCCCGCUUUCCAUCACCCCGCCCCAUUCUCCCGCUUUCCAUCACCCCGCCCCAUUCUCCCGCUUUCCAUCACCCCGCCCCAUUCUCCCGCUUUCCAUCACCCCGCCCCAUUCUCCCGCUUUCCAUCGCCCCGCCCCAUUCUCCCGCUUUCCAUCACCCCGCCCCAUUCUCCCGCUUUCCAUCGCCCCGCCCCAAUCUCCCGCUUUCCAUCACCCCGCCCCAUUCUCCCGCUUUCCAUCACCCCGCCCCAUUCUGCCUCUUCCCAUCGCCCCGCCCCAUUCCCCCUCUUUCCAUCACCCCGCCCCAUUCUCCCGCUUUCCAUCACCCCGCCUCAUUCUCCCUCUUUUUAUCGCCCCGCCCCAUUCUCCCGCUUUCCAUCGCCCCGCCCCAUUCUCCCUCUUUCCACCACCCAGCCCAUUCUCCCUCUUUCCAUCACCCAGCCCCUCCAUCACCCAUCCCCAUUCUCCCUCUUUCCAUCACCCCGCCCGAUUCUCCCUCUUUCCAUCACCCCGCCCCAUUCUCCCGCUUUCCAUCUCCCCGCCCCAUUCUCCCGCUUUCCAUCGCCCCGCCUCAUUCUCCCUCUUUCCAUCGCCCCGCCCCAUUCUCCCUCUUUCCAUCGCCCCGCCCCAUUCUCCUGCUUUCCAUCUCCUCGCCCCAUUCUCCCGCUUUCCAUCACCCCGCCCCAUUCUCCCGCUUUCCAUCACCCCGCCCCGUUCUCCCGCUUUCAAUCACCUCGCCCCAUUCUCCUGCUUUCCAUCACCCCGCCCCAUUCUCCCGCUUUCCAUCCCUCGCCCCAUUCUCCCGCUUUCCAUCGCCCCGCCCCAUUCUCCAGCUUUCCAUCGCCUUGCCCCAAUCUCCCGCUUUCCAUCACCCCGCCCCAUUCUCCCUCUUUCCAUCACCCCGCCCCAUUCUGUCUCUUCCCAUCGCCCCGCCCCAUUCUCCCUCUUUCCAUCACCCCGCCCCAUUGUCCCGCUUUCCAUCACCCCGCCUCAUUCUCCCUCUUCCCAUCGCCCCGCCCCAUUCUUGUUAG